AUGGCAGGCAAAAAAGAGACCAAGGGCCAGACGAAACUCACUGGCUCAUUCGGAGUUUCAAAGCGAGGGUCUACAGGAGUAGGAAAAACCGCUGUGAAUGCCGCAAAAAAGAGCAGUACGGCGCAACCUAUACUAGAUCCCACGGACAAUUCUACAAUCAAAGGUGUAUUUUCAAAGCCAGGUUUAACUUCUGAAGCUGUUGUUGGAAAGAAGGACUUGAGUCCAGGGCCAGAAGAGAAAGAAUCUACUGUAUCGUCAGAAAUAGCUGAAAAAGAUACGGUGGUGAAGAACGAAUCCAAACCGCUAGCUAAACUGGAUGUGGAGAAACCUGAGUACAAAAACUAUCUUCGUUCUAUGGUAAAAAAUAGAAUAUCGGAACCCAUUCAUCAAGAGGAGUAUAAUACGGCAGAAAAAGUGUUGAAGCAAUUUGAUAUGACAGCUGCCUACGGUCCGACCGCCGGUAUCACUCGCUUAGAACGGUGGAACAGAGCUGAUAAACUGGGACUGAACCCGCCAGCUCUGGUAAAAGAGAUCCUUGAAACAAAAGAAGGAGUGUCCGAUUCAAAAUAUAGUGAGUCUUAUUUAUAUGGUUAUGUAUGA
Molecule: messenger RNA, 600 nt
Organism: Sugiyamaella lignohabitans
Lineage: Eukaryota; Fungi; Ascomycota; Dipodascomycetes; Dipodascales; Trichomonascaceae
Exons: 1
Coding region: 1-600 (199 amino acids)
Biological process (GO): DNA-templated DNA replication; DNA synthesis involved in DNA repair
Cellular component (GO): delta DNA polymerase complex
Molecular function (GO): DNA-directed DNA polymerase activity
Source: RefSeq, a predicted model, not a curated record